Fusarium coffeatum is the source of this 3912-nucleotide messenger RNA. RefSeq lists its product as uncharacterized. Bases 1 to 3912 code for a protein of 1303 amino acids. Gene Ontology annotation, biological process: endocytosis; phospholipid translocation; retrograde vesicle-mediated transport, Golgi to endoplasmic reticulum. The record is from RefSeq and is a predicted model, not a curated record. Gene Ontology annotation, cellular component: plasma membrane; endosome; trans-Golgi network. The transcript is spliced from 3 exons. Gene Ontology annotation, molecular function: ATP binding; magnesium ion binding; ATPase-coupled intramembrane lipid carrier activity. NCBI's taxonomy places the organism in Eukaryota, Fungi, Ascomycota, Sordariomycetes, Hypocreales, Nectriaceae.
AUGCCGCCCUCACAACAAUAUCGACCUUCCGACCCACCCGAUUCCCCCGCGAAUGACUCCGACUCCGAUCUUGAUCUAGAUAUCCAGGAGCUCGACCCAAUAUCGACUAAACCUGCCCCAAGGGCUAACAACGAGCGUCCUUCGGCUGAGCCCGAGACUUCGCGGAUAGCGCUGCGAAAUCUGCGUAUGGGUGGAGCACGGCGAGCUGGAAAGCGGAAUCGGGGGUACGGUGACCUUGGUCGGGACAGAGAUGGAAACGACGAGCACUCGCAAUCAUUACUAGGAGACCAUAACAGCAGUACGCCUCGGUGGUCAGAUGGAAGCGGCAAUGAGGACGACCAGCCACUACUAGGAGGACAGCCCUCACAGGGCCGGAGAUCCAUGAACUCGGACAGAGUCUCUUCACGACUACGACUACCUAGUUUCAUGUCGAGUUCUAAGAAGCCAGACCCAAAUGACGCAGAGGACCGAGAAGAAGAUGACCCAUCCUCAUCACGACAUGUUGCUGUGGGCUCAACUCAGCCUGUACGCUUUCCGAACAACAUUAUCUCGAACGCCAAGUACACCGCCUUGACGUUUCUCCCAAUCACUCUUUACAACGAAUUCUCCUUUUUCUUUAAUAUGUACUUCCUUCUCGUGGCGCUGUCGCAGGCGAUACCUGCCCUGAGAAUUGGCUAUCUGCUCACAUACAUUGCCCCGCUGGCAUUUGUGCUUUGUAUUACUAUGGGAAAAGAGGCUUUCGACGAUAUUGCUCGACGACGAAGAGAUACCGAAGCCAACUCGGAGGAAUACAAGGUCAUUGUGCUCCAGGAUGCCGAUUCAACGCAAUCCCCGGUGCGACAGAGAAAAUUGCUCAAGUCAGAGGUGUUGCAGAAGCAUUCAAGGAAGAAGUCAAAGGGAGCACGGGAGAACCUCUCAGACAUUUUAGAAGAGGAGAAUGUUGAGGCACCACCUCCAUCCUCGCGAGCUAUCGAAGUUAGCCGCAAGUCUAAGGACUUGAAGGUUGGCGACGUUCUUAAACUUACAAAGGGUCAACGUGUACCGGCUGAUGUCGUCAUAUUAAAAUGCUUAUCUUCCGAGGCUCCUGCACCUGCACCAAUUCCUGAAGAACCCGCGGAAGAGGAAUCUUUGCUGGCGUUCGAUGGUGAGGAGCCACGAGGGAAAGGGAAACAGCCUGCGCAAGCGGCCCCAGAGCAAGAGGUGGAAAGCGGUCCAGGAGGUGAAACCUUCAUCAGGACCGAUCAACUGGAUGGAGAGACGGAUUGGAAGCUCAGACUUGCUUCCCCUCUUACACAGAAUCUGCCAACUGAAGAGUUUGUCCGUCUUCGUGUUACUGGUGGAAAACCGGACAGAAAGGUCAACGAGUUUUUGGGUACGAUCGAGUUAGUUGACUCCCGAACCGAAGCGUUGGCACAUCAUGCGACAGUAGGGGAGUCUGAUGCAGCUCAUACGGCUGCCCUUUCUAUCGACAACACAGCAUGGGCCAAUACUGUCAUCGCCUCACAAGCUACUACUCUAGCUGUCAUUAUGUACACUGGUCCUCAGACACGAUCUGCUCUUUCCACAGCCCCUUCCCGUUCCAAGACUGGUUUGCUGGAGUAUGAGAUUAAUUCAUUGACCAAGAUCCUGUGUGCGUUGACAUUGGCUCUGUCGGUUAUCCUGGUCGCACUUGAAGGUUUCGAGAAUACCAAGAACAAUGUUUGGUAUGUCAAGAUCAUGCGCUUCUUGGUUCUGUUUUCUACCAUUGUUCCCAUCAGUCUUCGUGUCAACCUUGACAUGGGCAAGAGCGCAUAUUCUUGGUUUAUACAGCGUGACCCUGGUAUGCCUGGCGCUGUUGUACGAACCAGUACUAUUCCUGAAGAUCUUGGCCGCAUUGAAUACCUGCUUAGCGACAAGACUGGCACGUUGACCCAAAAUGAAAUGGAGAUGAAGAAGAUCCACGUUGGAACAGUGUCCUACGCCAAUGAGGCAAUGGAUGAAGUAUCAACAUAUGUCAAGCAAGGGUUUUAUGUUCCGCCAUCGACAGAUCGCGCUUCCCAGAACAUGCUCAUCACCCCUUCAUCUACAUAUUCCAGCUCUACCAACACAGGAACAACACGUACAAGGCGAGAAAUUGGCACUCGAGUUCGUGAUGUCGUACUUGCUCUUGCUCUUUGUCACAACGUCACACCUACGGUUGAUAUCGAGGACGGCAAGGAGGUCACUGGAUACCAAGCAUCUUCGCCUGAUGAGAUUGCCAUCGUCAAAUGGACAGAAUCUGUUGGUCUAAGGCUAGUGUACCGUGAUCGCAAGAGUAUGGUACUGGAAUACACCAACAACAAGAGACCGGUAGUUCGCGUGCGAAUUCUUGACGUGUUCCCUUUCACCUCUGAGGGCAAGCGUAUGGGUAUUAUCGUCCACUUCCACGAGGACGUCAGCGUUAAGAAUCCAAGCCUGUCGAGUGGCGAAAUUUGGUUCUUCCAGAAAGGUGCUGACACAGUCAUGAGCACCAUUGUUGCAGCAAACGAUUGGCUUGAUGAAGAGACAGCCAACAUGGCACGCGAAGGACUGCGUACGCUUGUUGUUGGUCGAAAGAAGCUCUCAUAUGACCAGUACAAAGAGUUCUCUGCUCGAUACCAGUCGGCAUCGCUUUCCAUCAGUGGGCGUGAUGCUGGCAUGCAGCGUGUGGUCUCUCACUACCUUGAAAACGACCUAGAACUUAUCGGUGUUACUGGUGUAGAGGACAAGCUUCAGAAAGACGUCAAACCCUCUCUUGAGCUACUCCGCAACGCUGGUAUCAAGAUUUGGAUGUUGACUGGUGACAAGGUAGAGACUGCCAGAUGUGUAGCGGUCAGCUCCAAGCUUGUGGCUCGUGGUCAAUACAUCUAUACGGUUUCGAAGCUCAAGAAGAAGGAUAACGCCCAAGAACAUCUUGACUUUCUCCGAAGCAAGACGGAUGCUUGUCUCCUUGUUGAUGGUGAGAGCUUGGCGCUCUUGCUGACGCACUUCCGCCUUGAGUUCAUCUCUAUUGCUGUCCAACUGCCUACUGUUGUUGCUUGCCGUUGCUCACCGAACCAAAAGGCUGAGGUUGCUAAGCUCAUCCGGGAGUACACCAAGAAGCGCGUGUGCUGUAUUGGUGACGGCGGCAACGAUGUCUCUAUGAUUCAAGCUGCCGAUGUUGGUGUUGGUAUUGUUGGAAAAGAAGGUCGACAGGCCAGUUUGGCUGCCGACUUCUCGAUCGAGCAAUUCUGUCACCUGGUCAAGCUCUUGGUCUGGCAUGGUCGUAACAGCUACAAACGAAGCGCUAAGCUCGCACAGUUUGUUAUUCACCGUGGUCUAAUCAUUGCCGUGUGCCAGACUAUGUAUAGUAUUGCUAUCAAGUUUGAGCCAGAGGGCUUAUACAAGGAUUGGCUUCUUGUCGGCUAUGCUACCGUUUAUACUGCAGCACCUGUUCUGUCACUUGUGCUCGAUAAAGACGUUGACGAAAACCUUGCCAACCUUUAUCCUGAGCUUUACAAGGAACUCACAACUGGACGAUCUCUCUCAUACAGAACUUUCUUUGUCUGGGUAUUAGUAUCAAUUUACCAAGGCGGCAUGAUCCAGGGCUUGUCACAAAUCUUCACCGAAGUCGACGGCCCUAAGAUGGUUGCUGUCAGUUAUACCGUCCUUGUUCUCAACGAACUUCUUAUGGUGGCUAUUGAGAUCACCACGUGGCACCCCAUUAUGAUCAUCAGUAUCAUCGGCACUUUCCUUAUGUACAUCGGUUCCAUACCGUUCUUGGGCGGAUACUUUGACCUCGAAUUCUUGAUAACUUGGGGAUUUGUUUGGCGUGUACUGACGAUCGGCGCUAUUUCUCUGAUCCCACCGUACGCGGGCAAGUUGAUUAGGAGAACAAUGAAGCCUCCGUCGUAUAGGAAGGUUCAGAAUCAUUAA